Messenger RNA from Haplochromis burtoni (Burton's mouthbrooder), 18376 nucleotides. RefSeq names its product neuron navigator 1b (gene nav1b). Gene Ontology annotation, cellular component: microtubule cytoskeleton; axon initial segment. Bases 10576 to 15111 code for a protein of 1511 amino acids. Gene Ontology annotation, molecular function: ATP binding; ATP hydrolysis activity. The record is from RefSeq and is a predicted model, not a curated record. The transcript has 29 exons. NCBI's taxonomy places the organism in Eukaryota, Metazoa, Chordata, Actinopteri, Cichliformes, Cichlidae. Gene Ontology annotation, biological process: microtubule bundle formation; nervous system development; neuron migration.
AAAAAUGAGAACAUGAAGCAAUAGUUUGCUGCAGAUGGUGCAUACUGGUUUGUCCUCCAUCUUUUGACUUGAGGAAGGUCAAUGAGAAGCUCAGCUGCAUUUUAAUAAGUAGGCACUCUUCUUGAAAUGCUGGACAUUACCUGAUACUAUCCGUCCUCAUUUGCAAAUGUGUGCAUAUUUUGCUGGUCAAAAAAAAAAACCUUCAUGAAGGAAACUUUUCACGUCGACAUCAUGAAUUUCUCUUUGUUGCUGGAGCCUGAUGUUGCUUGGCAGGCUUAUCAGAGAGCUUUCAUCAGCAAUCUCUAUAGACGUGUUUGGUAUUUUCUUGCACUUUAAGGACUUCUCAAACUGCCCGAGACAUUGUCUGAGCCUGUUUUUGCUGACCGUGUGGAAAGCUUCUUUUAACUUUUUCACUGAGGAGAGAAGUUAUCUGGGGCUUUCUCAGUCACAAAGUAAACACUCCCUCAUUUCUGGGGUGUUGGAAUCUUGAAAAGAGACACAGUAUAAACAAGUGCACUAAAUAGCUUCGAUGACAUAUGUAGAAAGCUGCACCUGUGCAGUUUUUUCGCUUAUCUUCUCACUCACUUUCCAUCUUCCAUGAUUCCCUCAUCUCACAUUCUUUAUCUAAUUCCCACUCACAACUUGACAGCUGACAGUGAGCGUGAGAGAGAGGGGAAGAAUCCAGGACACUUCUCCAGUGUAGCAGCUUUAUCACGGUUGCACAUGCAGUGGGACUUAAGCUCUCUGGAGCACUCCAAAGGCCCUGCAUGCCAGGUCACGUUCUUACUAUGUGCACUAAGGAGACGAGAGGAAGUGAGGCACAGUUUAGAUGAGUAGAAAUUGGAGCAUAGAAGAAGAAAAUGCAAACUAGAACAGGGCUAAAUGAAAUUAACAUGGAGAACUGGCUUCACAAGUAAAGAUAGAUGGUUAAUUUGAAGGAGAGAGGUGAAAAAUGAUCAAACAGCAUAAAGCUGAUAAGGCCAGGAUUAAACGGGGAUUAUGUCAAAUGGGUUCAUUCCUCACAGUAACGUCCAUGCACUAAAAAGUCCAUUUAAAUCUGCCCUGUAUUUCUCCUUGUUUCUCGCUGCAGUAGCUCUGCUGGGGUGUUUCAAAUUCAUUAGAGAGGUGAGCGGAGAGUGUCACCUCUGCUUUUUGACACCGCAGGCAGCAAAGAUGCUAAUCAUUUUAUGUAACACUAGUUUUAGAAUGCCUCAUCAUGCUCUCUGUUUUAGGCCACCAAAGUCAGCAAUCCCUAGACAUGCUUUCAAGGUGACUGGAAGAACUCUUGAUGGGAAAAACGGGUCCCCAUAGAGCAUUUUUACCAUUUAUACCCAAAGCAUGCUAUGGAUAUGCCUCCUGUUAUGCGUAAUAACAGGUCACUCAGUCUACAAAACAUACCAGGAAACAGAAAUAUUUUGCGCUGUUUUCUCUCUAACGUGACUAACUUUCGUGUUUAUACUGUAGUUGGAAGGUUGAAAUCCUUCUGGUUUGUUGGCUUGGACGUGACUGCAGAAAUAAUAGGGUGCUAGUGCUCUAUAUCAAGAAUGAAUUGUGCCACAUAAACAUACCAACACCCUUUGGUGUAGAUAACAAGCUAAUCCAGUUUCUGAAGCAGGCGCUGCAGCACAUGCUCUAAUUUAUUAAUUAAUUUUUUUACAGUAUUCUCUGUGAUGCAUUUGCAUUUACUCCACAUCCCCUGUCACACACUUACAGUUCAGCUCAUUGAGAAGCUACCAGCUCUUGAAAAUAGAUCAGGCUCCUCCCGCGUAACCAUGGAAACCCACUGAAAAUCGACUGUAAGGAGAGGUGCCAUUUCUGCUCCCCUUUCAGUAAGGCCCCAGUUUUACAUUUUCAUAAAACGUAUUGAUCUGAAAUGAGCACCCAUAUAAUCAGCUAGAUAUGAAUGGCACAUUGAGAAUGUCAAAUCACUAAUGCAGUAUGUAAUACUUAGAUCAUGUAAAGAAAAUCCUGAAGGCUCAAGAGAAGUGGGCUAGAAAUGGAAAACUGAGUCAACUGUAAAAAUUAUAAAACAAAAGGCAUGUUGUUAAGACUAACUAGUCUAAUGGUACUGCAGCACAUUGGUCAAGGCGUAAUGGAUAUUGAUUAAUCGACACCAGGGAGCACUGCUUACAUAAGAUGUUCACAAAGACCGUUAUCACUGCUACGGUGUGUCUUCAUCAUCAAUAACCUGAUACAUAAGUCAGUCUCCUCAUCAGCUCCAGCCUUCUUCAGACAGGAGAAGUCUGAGAGAAAGCUGCAACCUGUAACCUAAUCAUAAGCUGGUUUGUCCUAAUUUAAUUACAAAGAAAGGAUACAUACCCUCUCUAAAGACAAACAAGACGAUCUGGGGAUAUACAGGUACAGUUCUGCUGCUUCUAUUUGUCACCAUUCUAAUCUUAAGCCAUCCAACAGUGCAGUGUACACCUACAGUUAAUGAAAUAUUAAUGACUUAACACUUCAUAAUCAAUGUUUGUACACUGAUAUUGUACACUCUGUGGAACAAAGACAAUCUGGCAGACUUUGCUGUGAUCUAAUCCAUCGUUUUUUGUCAAAUCACUAAUACAAAGGAGAUGGAAUGGCAUUAUUGGAUUUCUGAGCCCUAUAGGAACAAUGAAGUCUAGCAUCUCUAGCUCAGCAAUCCAGUUUACUUCAAUUUAAUUAAUUUAAAUAACACCAAAUUGCAACAACAUUCACCUCAAAGUUCUUUUUACUGUAACUUAAAGACCCUAAACGAAUACAGAGGAAAAUACAGUCAGAUGACUCCCUAGCAGUUGGUGACAGUGGGAAAGAAAAACUCCCUUUUAACAGGAAGAAACCUCCAGCAAAACCAUGCUCAGGGAGGGGCACCCACCUGCCAUGAAGACAGGAAGAAAAGACAGUAGAAGAAGAGAGCAAGAAACUAAUAAUAACUAAUAAUUAAAUGCAGAAUGGUGUAUAAACACUUGAAAAAAUGUGAGUGAAGAAGAGACACUCAGAGUAUCCUGGAAAAGUGAAGCAUAUCUUCUAAUCAUCCUCAGCUUCCUUGCUUUGUCAUCUCAGUUAAUAGUUUCAGGUGCUGUUUAAAACAUGAGGUAAUUUUAUAAAUUGCGGUCAAAAAGAAUGAUCAAGCAGGCUGAGCUUUAAAGAGGCCCUACCUUGUGAUUUUGAAGUUACUACCAUAUGGACACGCAUGCUCUCUGUGUUUCUUAGCCAAAUCCACCCUCACUCGACGCAUCUGGUUUCAGAACACCAAGAUGGCAAUCCUGAAAGCACUUAGAUCUUGUCUUCACCUCCUCUUCUCCAUUAGGUAUAGAUAAAAGCACUGUAUGAAUGUGUGUGUGAUUGCGCAAAUGAGACUUUUGAGUGCUCAAAAUUUAGUAGAGGUAAAGAAGUACCAGUCCAUUUCCCAUUUCUGCAAGUUUUCUUCUUGACUGCUCUCUCCUAAAAGGAUGUUUACAUUCAGUUACAACUAAAAUUGCCAUAAUUACAUACAGUGUAAUAACAAAAUUGUACAUCAUUUUCCAUUUUGUCCUCAGUAGACUCCAUGUCUGCUUAAAAUGUUGGCUGGCAGUGAAGCUAACAAGAGUUUUUCUCAUUUCACUAGCACUACUCAGGAAGUGAGUUGCUGUGUUUCAGCUUACAUUAGUGUGUUGAGCUGGCUUCUUAUUUAGGCUUGACCACGUCAGGAAUCAUAAAUGUUUCCUGCGGCUGCCUUCUUCACACCAUAUUGCCAGUUUUUAACCAUCACUUAUAUGCUAUCAUCCCGUUAAAAGCCAUAUUUUGAGAGGCUGGUUUAUGAGUGGACCAGUAAUCACAUUAUAUUGAUGGCGGUUGUUUCCGUAUCUGGUAUUUACAUUAUGACUCCUGUUCAGCAUUCAGUGUGAUUUUUAGUGGUGUUGAGUUAGUUAUGGUUGAUGUUUUACAGACAUUCAGCUGUAGUGUAUGUAAGCAUUCAUGUAAGCAAGCUUUUCAUGUCGAAUACAGAUGCUCAUUAAAGAAAUUACGUAAUGGGAUAAAUAAAGCCUCAUUUUUGUAUUUUGUCAGAAGAAAAGGAGGAGAGAGGAGAAAAGCAAAUAGGUUUUAACCUUUCGACUGCUUUCAAAUUAUUUUUUUUCUUACAGUAGAGCAAAGGGCACUUAAAUUCAAUAAUGAGCUACUGAUAACCACAAGAAUCUGAGGUCAGUUUUCUUUUUUCUGUCUUUUUUUUUUUCUUGACAAGGAAAGCUUUUUAUGCCUUUCCUCAGUCUCUUAAUAUAAGAAAUAGAAAAUGUGAGUUACCUCACCUCUAAUAAAACAUAACCAUAACAUAACAGGAGACUCAUUUUGAACUUUUGAAAAAAAAAAAAAUUAAGUGCCAGUCGUUAUUUGUUGCUCUUACACAUACAGUUUUCUAUAUUAGCUUUGUUUUUUCCAGGAAUAGAUAAGGAGGCUGUAAACACAUUAAAAUAAAAUCAAUACAUCAAAUGCAAUGCGGCAAAUACAUCAUCCAGCAGACACAGCCAUCAUUUGGAAUCAUAACUCAGUCAACCAGAUUCAUUUUGAUCUGUCUGCUGCUUGAUGCUGGGCAUGUACAGUUAGUUUAUCAAAGCCUUUUCACUUAAAGCAGUUACUAAACCAAAGCAGUAAGCUCUUGAGUAUUCAAUGCUUUAAAGCUGUAACAGACUCAGGACACUGUUAUUUCUGUGAUUAAUUUAUUUUCCCUGCUUUAAGCCAUUGCUGUUAACAUUAUCAUAAGACUUGAAUAAAUAGUACAUAAAUGGUUUUAUUAGCAAAUGGGCAAAUCUAUCGAAUGUUGUAACCUCAUAAAUAACACAAUAUCAUUAGAGUUGCUUCAUAUACGGCGUCCUGAAAACAAGAGUAACAUAAUAGUUUAUCUCUUUCCGUUGUCCUGUGAUAAUGUCUUUCUUUAUUGCUGCUGGAGCAGAGCAGAGCAGAGAAAGGGGGCUGGUUCAGCAGCAUCACCCUUCUGAUCAUGCGGCAACAUGGCUCUGGAUGUGCUGCCAUGGCAACCGUCUUCCACUGACCCAGUGAUGGGACUGCCUUGUGUGUCAGUGUGAUAGCUGCUGAUUUGAUGUAUGUGUGGAGGAUGUGUAUGUGCAUUCUGUGCUGGUUUGUUUGAGAUAUGGCGAGAAAGGGUGAACGAAAUAUGCGAAGAAAAAAUGAGAGAAUAAUCGAUAGACAACGAGAAGCUGAUGUAAAGACAGCAUGAUAACCACCAGAUUGUUUUAUAUCUGGCGUUUUUGGGGGACAGGUGCUUGUAUGAAAGGGCAUUGUUUGUAUUUCUGUUUGCAUUAUUGGAUGAUAACCGUGAUUUACUAUGAAAAUAAAUGUGGGGAACAAUAAUUUUAGCUUCCCCCCCCUCUUUUGGACCUUUGGGCCCUUUUAAAUACUGAAUAUAUGUCAUUGCUAUCUUUGCCUUGCUACAUAUUGUGGGAUAAAAACACCAUUUCCAUGGUUAAAGGCUUGGCGUGUGUGAAAGUGAGUGCAGUUUUCUAAUUUUUAAACCAUUUCACAGCUUUAUGGAAACUAUGUGUGUCGGCAAGUACAUUCUCUAAUGCGCACAGGGUUUGCUGCAGUCCUCUGAUCCUGGAUAGAUGCCCAUGCUAGUCUGCAUUCAAUUUCCCUUUCCCGACUGGGCUGGACCUUUCUAUUGUCACCAAGUGCUUCCUCGACAGUUGAGGCCUAACACGUUUUUUAAAACCCACUUAAACACAUUUGCUCAAGAGUUGGUCUUUGGCUUUUCUAUUCUGGUUCCCCACAGGCAUUGCUGGUAUUACAGUUUAGUGAGCUAGCACUUGGAGUUUGUCAUUUAUGGGCUAGAGCUCAAUAAAAAGGGAUUUGAUUUUCUUGAUUCUGUCUACUACACACAUUUUUAAGCUAAGUUAAUUUGAAUUUGUUUCAAAAUGGUUAACAGGGAGGCAAUAAUGGAAAAAAAGCAAUCUCCAUUAUACUGUCCUUUGUGUUACUGAUGAGUAGGACAGAUAAAUAGUGCACUCAUUCUUCCAAAGUCAGCAGCUCGAACGCAUCUGGGGUCAAUAUGGAGCUCGUUUGGUCACUAACAUACUGACUCCCCCAACACCAGUGUACUUCCACCUUCACCAUCGUCCUCAGCCAUGUGAAUAAUGGACGAUUAUUGCAACACCCGGGGACGAUGACUCAUCCGUGUAUCAUGUCUGCGUGUGGUCGUCUGGGUGCACAGUUUGGAUUCAGACGGUGUUUAAACUUAGCCCCAAGUGGAAAAUGUGAUACAUCAACGUUUUUCCCCCCACAACGGUAUGUUUAAAAACGGGAAUCUUAUGGCAUUUGUUAAUCUGUGAUUCCCCACUAUAUAUAUUUUUUCAGAGUGGGAGUUGUCAGAUUAUCCGCUUUUGAAUAUGACUGUUGAAGUCAUUUUAAUUUAAAAUGUAUUUGCUUUAUAUUGGAUUUGGUUCUGCUUCAACUCUCCUGGUACACAAGUUGCAUUACUCAGACAGUAAGCAGUUCAAGAUCAGAGUUAAGUGCCAUAUUAAUAAGAAACUAAAAACAGAGUGCAGGACAACACAAUGAAACAAUACAAUGUCAUAAUACCAGCACAGCACAGAUUUCCACACUAUCAGGCUGUAAAUGUGGCACCAAGAGGACUGAAAGCCUCAGAAUUAGGUGUGGCGUCUAUAUUGUUUGCCGUGUCUUUGAGGUGGAAGUCUCCUAUGAGGUCGAUGGAAAUGGUACAUUAAUUUUCCAGUCCAAUAAUCCGACGACAAAUACAUUUUCUGGGGAUCUGAAGAGAUGGGUCAGCUGCAGUCUCUGAGACGGUCAGUGAUGCAUCCCAGGCCCAUUUGCUUUACUGAUGUGCCACUGCUCUGUGCCGAAGGCUGCCCAGUCCUAUUUGCGUAGUUAUGGUCAACCUCAAUACAGAUCAGAAUUGGGGGCUGUGAAGAUCAGAGAUGCAUAGCUUUUUCAUCUGCAGUCUCUCUGAAUGAAUGAUAUUUAAGCAGACAUAAAUCACUGAACACAGAGCUGUCUUUCUAAAGCAGUUUCCCACAUUGUACUUCUGAGCUGAACGCACACAACAGAGGAAUGUCGGCUCUUUCUCGCCAUCAAAGGUCUCAAAAUCAAAGUCCUGCUUUUUUCUAAAUGCCAAGUGGUGCCUCAUUUUAAAACACAGCUGCAGAGCAUGUACAUUAAACUGUAGCCAUAGCAGGCACAGCUUGAAAUCAUUGUGCCUCCUGCUGGAAAUCAAAUGUCAUUGCACCACAUUGCUGGACUCACAGCUUUCAUCCAGCUCUAUUUCUAUCAGUCUCUUUGACCAUUACUGAGUUCACCUACUUGGAUACAGUGCAGACUUAUAAUGAAAAGCUACCAUAAUGCUGACUUCGAAAUGGCUUUGUGGCCAAGAGCAAACAAACUUUGGCAUUAGUAAUGUUGUUUUGACUGAAUGGGACCAAACUAGUUGAGAAGGAGAACCCUUCGAAAAGACUUUGGAUCUGUUAUAGAUUUAAAUUGUCAGUUGUUUACCUGUUCGCAUACUUUAUGCCGCUUUAUUACAUAUUCUUUUCCCUCAGGCGGAAAAUACUUACAUGAACUCUUAUUAUGACAUCCACAUUAUUCAGUUUGCUACUAAUUUGGAUGCCAGUCUUUACUGAUGAAUUCAAACUGAUGAGACCUCUCGCCACUGACAGAGAUAGAACCUGUUCAUUUCUCAUCAGUUUUUAGUCUUGCACAAUGCAACACACUUUACUGCACCAGAGAAAUAUGGAACAAAUGAUUUAGAUCAAAUAUCACAACAGUAGAGGUCGAAUCCUGAAAAUGGUUUUCUGCCUCAGUAAAAAAACAAGGUGCUGCGUUUCUCUCAGAUGGGUUUAAUCUGCACUUUAUGAGUCUGUAAAUACUUAAAUUACUCAAUAACUUUCCAUGUAAGCAAAUGUACAAAGGAUGUUUCUUACACAUGCCAUGUGGUUAUCAGUGUCGGACAGCUGUUACUCUACAGCACAAACAUGACUUCAAGGCUUUUUGGAUGUCAUCUUGUUUAUUACCACUGUGGCCUGGCUGAGAUAAACAGGAGAUGUGAGUAACACACGUCUUUCUUGCACCGUAAACAGUUCAGAUCAUUUCACUAUUUUAAGCAACAAAAUAAUCAUCAGUGUUUAGCUAUUUGAAAGGAAAGUUUAGAAGUAACCAACAGGUAUUUAAACAAAAUGUUUCAUGUUGUUUGUAAGCAAAACGCAAAGGGCCACAGUCUGAGAAGCUUCUCUAUCUACUGAAAAGCUUCUUUUCAGUAGAUAGAGUCACGGAUAUGAAAAGAAGGAGACAGACAAGACAAGAUUUUAUCAGGUUUGAAUCUCAUUCUGCUAAAGAUAUUUUAAGGGAUGCCUUUAUGUCUGGGAGUCAGGCUGACAUCAGUAUAGCUGUUUAUUUUUCACAAAAAACCCCACUGUCAUUUAAAAUCCCAUUCAAGCUGGCUCUGAAAUAUUCCCCAAUGUGGAAAAUCUUCUUUUUUUUCCUGCAUGUCCUGUAUAUUUGUUUUUUCCACUUUUUGAAAUUAGCAAUGAUUUAUUGCCAUGUUGCAUAUAAAGUGUAUUGCUACUGCAUUUCAAAAGUAAAUGAUUUUUGUUAGGCACACACUGAACUGAUUUGUAACUGAUGAUGUGGACAGGGUGUGUGGGGCUUUCUUGGUCCAUAGAGCUGUUACCUCCUGGAGAGGUUUACAGAGCUGAGAUCUGGUGAGAUCAUCACCUCUGCCAAUGAAAGGGGGAGGGAGGCUUUUCAAGGCUACCCAUGCCUCAGUGGAGGUCCUUGUGUCAUUGUGGGCUUGCGGUUGCACUCACAGUGAUUCAAGCCUUACCUUGGAAUGACUUUUUUCCAACUAGGCCUUAGAAGUUAAACAUCUUUAAGGAAAUUCAUCAUGAUAAUCUUCUCCUUAAUGUAAAAAGAAGUCAAAGUAUAGAAAUAUCUGUUUGCAUAGUCUUUUUAAAUUCUUAGUCCUUUUGUAAGCAUGUUUAAAAGAUUUAUUUCAGCUCUACGAUUGACUUUGUUAGCACUGAAGUCAGUGGAUAUGAGUGAUUCUGAAGUUUUAUAUGAACAAUAAGCACCAUUCAGCAGUUGUUGGAUACUAGAGAAAAGAGGGACUCCAAAACAAAUUUACACCAAGACACACUUAAUAUACAUCAAGAUCACCCUGAUCUCAUGACUAAAGUGGAAAAUUUCCAUUGGAACACGUCCUUGUACAUUAAACCAAUUUUUUUUUCGACGCAAUCAAUCAAAAUUAUACAAGGAGCUUACACUAUUGCAUUAUUUACAGCACCCCAUGUUGCUAAAAGCAACCUCUCAAAUCUCCCUUCUUGUUGUAGGCCUAGUGGCAGUGUAUCUAUAAUAUGUAGCUAAGCUCAUUAGUAUUAAUGCUACGCGAUAUUGUUUAUGCUGCCAUAAUGGGUAAGGUUCAUGGCAUCCAUCAGAGGAUUAAGAAAGUCUGCUCUCAGCCUUACUGCCAAUUAUAGUUGGUGUCUAUUCAUUUUACUGCAUUUGGAAGGGGGGGGGAGCACAAUGGAAUGCAAAAAAGGUGAAUCAUUUAUUACUCUAUGCAGUUGGGAUUCGUGCAUAUUUAAUGUAUUUAUUUUAAAAAAACAUACUUUUUUGGCUUAUGCAAGAGACAAGAAAUGUUUUGAGUCUGGUAUUUAGUUGUUGUACAAUUGGUGAAAAUCAAUAUUGCUAUUAUUAUUAUUGCUAUUAUUAACACAUUCGCUGCUUCUGAUAAUGAUACAACAAAGUGAAAACUGUUUUUAAAAAGAACCCGUGCAUCCAUCCUGUGUUUAUUAAAAAACAAAACCAAACAACCAAACAAACAAAAAUGCUCACAGUAGGCUCUGCUUAAGUAUAGCCUGCAUUAUCUGCCUUUAUGACUCUAAUGGGGAUCCUAACUAACAAAAUGAACAUAUUGAUAUAUUCAUUAUGUUUGAAACUAACAUAAACUCAUCUGCACAUCAGUGAAGGGUUUAGAGAGGCCAUAGGUCAAUGGACAUUGGUGGUGGUUUUCCCACAGACUUGUAAAAUCUGAUUUUUUACAACCAGAAGCGUCGCCCCUGCUGGUUAUUAAAGUUCAAAGCAAUCGUGAACUGGGCUCCACUCUUCAGACCUUGCAGCUGUUUCCAUCUUCUAUAAACCCUCUCAGGUUUUGCUAUGCAUACCUGACUUUUAAGAUGUUCUUUAUUAUAGACAUGAAAACUAAAAUUCAUAUUUUAGAAGAAAAAAAUGAUAACGGUACUUAGGCUCAUUGGGAUAAUCUUUUUUAUGGUAAUUAGCGCUUCAGGUGAAGCAGAAACAUAAAUCAAAGUAUUCGGAUUACAUGGGGCGAAGUAAAGGAUUACACCACAGGGAGUAAUUGGAGUUGCCAUGACUACCACUCCGCUCCACGGCAAUUGGUCGUUGUCUCGCUGAGGACUGAGCAGCUAUCGGGGUCUCUAUGAUCUCCUCGAUCGUUUUCUUUUUUUUUUUUGCCUUUAUGGGAGGGGGUGUUGCUUGAAUGCUGAGAGACACACUACUUUUCCUCUCGCUGAAUGAGGGAACAGGGGUCUUUGCUUGCGGAGUGACUCUGCGCUCACUCUAAAGCCGUACAAGUCACAAAUGAGCGGGCGUGUUUUGGUCGGUAAAGUGCCACCGCUGCAGCCGGCGACACGAGCAAGGAGGACUUUCCUUUUAACUCCAAGUUGGGACGAGAGCAGCUCCAUUAGCAGUGGACUCAGCGAUGGUGAUGGCGAUGGCUCGGAGAAUCUCAGUUCAGAGGAAUUCAACGCCAGCUCGUCUCUCAACUCCCUCCCAAACACACCCUUGGGAUCAAGGCGCAACUCCUCUGUUAUGCUCCGCACUGAUGCAGAGAAGCGCUCUCUGGUGGAAAGUGGACUUUCUUGGUACAGUGAGGAUGGCAAAAGCACCCAUAAGCUUGGUAGCUCCAGCUUUGACUCAGGAAGUCUCAAGACAGAGGCACCAAGCAAGUGGAGAAAGAAGCCUCCAAGUCUUAGUGAAGAUUUUGGCGGUAAAGGGGAACUGAAGAAGCCUCAAAGUUUGGGUCAACCAGGAAGUUUCAAGAAAAGCAGAAAUCCUCCUGUGGGUGUGACCUCCCCCAUCACCCAUACCUCCCAGAGUAUGCUCAAAGUCGCAGCACCAAAAAGUGAGAAGCCACUGGACAAAUCCAAGAUUUCCAUCAGAACUGCUGGUCUGCAGCGUUCCCGUUCAGAUGCUGGCAGAGAUCAUCAUGGAGAGCACCGCAAGCCCCCUUCAGGUCUAGUUAAACCCACUGCUGGAACCUCCUUUGGCUACAAGAGACCACCAACAGCAACUGGUACAGCAACCGUCAUGACAGCAGGGGGUGCCACCAUCUCUAGUGGCUCUGCUACUGUGGGAAAAACCCCCAAGUCAUCUGGCAUCCCUGUGAAACCUGUAGGAGGAGGAAUACCCUCGGGUAGAAAGAACAGUUUUGAUGCCAGCAGUGAGCAGAGCUUCCUGGGGCCAAACGCCCGAAACAGCAUUCAGUACCGCAGCCUGCCCCGACCGGCCAAAUCAAGCACACUUAGUGUGAUUGGGCGCCCCACAACUCGCCCUGUCAGCAGUACAAUUGACUCUAGUCUGCUGUCCUUGAAACCUGUACCCAUAACUUCUUCAGGCCCCAGGGUUAAAGAACCAAGUAGCUCCAGCAUUAAAAUAACUAAUCGAACAAGUACUGGCCCAGUAAACCAGACAGACCGAGAGAAAGAAAAGGAAAGGGCCAAAGCUAAGGCUGUGGUUGCAGACAUCGACUGUGCUUCGCUAAAAGGAGAACACGCACCAUCCGAAUCAACAGGAGAGUCUUCCGUGAAACUGCAUGGCCUGAGACGAACUAGCAGCAGCAAAUACCCCGAACUGUCAUCACCCACCAUACCGAGGAUGCUGAACACUAAGUCUCUAGGUCGUCCUCCUAGCUUGGCUCACCUGGACAAGGUCAACUCAAACAGUCUUGACUCCUGUGUGACAAUACAGGACCUUCCACCCAAAGUGCCCCCAUACUCCAAGCUCCAAGACUUGGCUAGUUCCCACACGGCCACCCGCCUAACCCCUAGCCCAGCGCCAGUCCUUCAUAUUGAUUCACCCAGCCCUUACGCAAGUGAAAGCCUGAGUGGAUCGCCGAUACUCUACCCCAAACUGUCAGGCAUGCACCGCAGCUUGGAGUCCCUGCCCCUCCAGAUGAGUGUGCCUGCAAGUGCAAGGUUUGUUACAACAAACACCCGUGAUAAAGAAGAGAGGAGUACAGGAACCUGGGGGGCUGGGAGUAGGACGUCCCUCACCCUCUCAGACAGCUUACAAACAGAUCGGAAUACCUUGCCAAAGAAAGGCUUAGAACGCUAUGGCUCAAACCUAUCAGAGAGUGAAGAAAGUAAGCCAGGAAGACGGCACUCCCACAACAUAGUCAGCAUGACAGAGAGUGAUAGCCCCCCUCAGUGGCCUUCUCCUACCCGCACCCUGCACCCAUUAUCCAAUAAGAUUCCUCUCACCAAUGUGGUUGCCCCAAUUUCCAGUGGCACCCCAAGGAUAUCGCGGUCCAACAGCAUAGGCCCCCCAAGUGAUUCUGCCUGCGAUCUCUAUGGAUCCUCCCCUCUGGGCAGCAGUAUGUCCCUGGUUGACCGUCCAAAAAGCAUGAUGCGGUCUGGGUCUUUCCGUGAACCAGGAGAGGAUGUGCAUGGCUCUGUGCUGUCUUUGGCAUCUAAUGCUUCAUCCAACCAUUCCUCAAAUGAGGAGAGGAUACAAGGGGAGCAAAUCCGCAAGUUGAGACGGGAGCUGGAAUCCUCCCAGGAAAAGGUUGCCAACUUAACCGUGCAGCUUUCUGCCAAUCAGCUAGGCCAGGCUAAUCUGGUCGCAGCAUUUGAACAAAGUCUGGCCCUGAUGACAGCACGCCUGCAGACACUGUCUGUCUCCUCAGAUCAAAAGGACUCUGAGCUUACUGAAUUGAAGGACACCAUUGACAUUCUGAAGGCCAAAAAUACUGAAGCCCAGGAAAUCAUUCAGGGGGCCCUCAGUAAUCCUGAUGUCACACCCAAAGAGCUGCAGAUCAACCGCCAGAACUCCUCAGAAAGCCUCUCCAGUCUUACCAGCACCACCAGCCACUCGAGCAUGGGCAGCCUCAAGGAGCAGGAGGCCAAGAAGAAGAAGAAGAAGAGCUGGGUCUUUGAGUUACGCAGCUCAUUCAACAAGGCUUUUAGUAAGAAGGGCUCAAAGCCAACUGGGCCAUAUGCUGACAUUGAAGAGAUUGCCACCCCAGAAUCCUCAGCACCUUCCUCCCCCAAAAUCCACCAUGAUGGAGAUAACCCUCCGGUGUCAAUGAAAUCCUCAGCCUCAGCAUCAUCUUCAAGACUCUCUGAAGGGAGUGAGGCAGGUGAUGAUAAGGUUGUAACAGACCUGCGUUCAGAACUGUGGGAGAAGGAGCGUAAACUGACAGACAUCCGCCUCGAGGCUCUGAGUUCAGCCCAUCAGCUGGAGCACCUGCAGGAGGCCAUGAACAACAUGCAGAGGACAAUCGAAAACCUGAAGGCUGAGAACGACCAUCUGAAGACAGGUACUUUGUCUCCCUGUCCAUCUCCUGGACCCUCCAGCUCUGUUUCCCAGUCCUCAGGUCUCACUGCUCUGGGAAGCUCAUCACCCCGACAGUCAGUAGCCAUGCACGUGCCUAAAAGCUACAGCAGAGGGCUGAGUGAGGGGAGCAGCUCAGCAGACAUCCACACUGCAGAUUCUCUCAGCCUUUCCUCACAGAGAGAUGACCAUCGUGUCAGGGUCGUGGUUUGUGUUGCGGAUCUACGUGUCUUUAAAGAUGAGGUUAAACAGCAGGAUUUCUUUGUCGGCACUGUCAGAGUGAAUGGCAGGAUGGAUUGGGUGAUGCUUGACUCAGCUGUCAGUCAGGCUUUUAAGGUAUAUAUAGCCAAGGUGGACCCCACCUCCAGUCUGGGACUGUCUACAGAUUCCAUCUACAGUUACAGUAUGGGCCACAUUAAGAGAGUGCUGGGAGGAGAAGCUCCUGAGACACAACCCUCUCGCUGCAUGUCACGAGGCCCCAGUAGCAUCACAGUGGCACUGAAAGGUUUGAAGGAGAAGUGUGUGGACAGCCUGGUAUUUGAAACUCUCAUUCCCAAACCCAUGAUGCAGCACUACAUAAGUCUUCUACUCAAACAUCGUCGUCUAAUCUUGUCUGGGCCGAGUGGCACUGGGAAGACGUACCUCGCUUCCCGGCUGGCUGAGUACCUGGUGGACCGCAGUGCUCGCGAAGUCACGGAUGGCAUUGUGGUCACUUUCAACAUGCACCGCCAGUCAUGCAAGGAUCUGCAGCUUUAUCUUGCUAAUUUAGCGAAUCAAAUAGACCGGGAAAGCGCAACGGAAAUACCAUUGGUGGUUAUUCUGGAUGAUAUUCAUGAUCCUGCUUCCAUCAGUGAACUUGUCAAUGGUGCUCUAACCUGCAAAUAUCACAAAUGCCCUUACAUUGUUGGAACAAGCAAUCAGCCAGUGAAGAUGAUCGCAAACCAUGGCCUGCAUCUCAGCUUCAGGAUGGUGACCUUCUCCAAUAAUGUGGAGCCAGCCAAUGGCUUCCUUGUGCGAUACUUGCACAGGAAGUUGAUGGAGUCCGAAGAUGAGAGGAACUUGACCAAUGAGGAUCUAAUCAGGGUGUUAGACUGGGUUCCCAAACUGUGGUAUCAUUUGCACACCUUCCUAGAGAAGCACAGCACAUCGGAUUUCCUCAUAGGCCCUUGCUUUUUCUUAUCCUGUCCAGUCACAGUGGAUGAGUUUCGAUCAUGGUUCAUUGAUCUUUGGAACCACUCUAUCAUACCAUACCUGCAAGAAGGGGCCAAGGAUGGCAUCAAGGUCCAUGGCCAAAAGGCAGUAUGGGAGGACCCAGUGGAGUGGGUGAGGGGCACCCUGCCUUGGCCAUCUGCCCAGCAGGACCAGGCAAAAUUGUUCCACCUACCUCCUCCCAGCAUCGGCUCCAGCAGCCCCUGCCAGCCAAGUGAGGAGAGGCCUCACAAAGAGACUCCGCCCAGCUCCAUGGAAAAUGAUCCUCUGAUGGCAAUGCUUUUGAAACUUCAAGAGGCUGCCAAUUUCAUUGAAUCACCAGACAAAGAAGACCCUAGCCUGCCUAAACUUUGAAUACAAAGCUCACACCUAAACACUUGGCUCUCCAAUUUUUUUGUUUUUGCUUACUGUACUGCAGUGUAUGCAGUGCAUAUUCAGGAACAAAUGGACCCUCAGAAAUGGUUGUGGGGCUAUUAAAAACCAUCAUUCCUGCAGGAGAAGUUUGAAAAUAUGACUUAUUAAAUCCAAAUCAUUUAACCCAUUCAGUAUUUUCAAAAAACUGUUAAAUGAAAAGCUAUGUUCUCUUACUUAAUUAUAUAUUUAAGAAUCACUUCACAUAAAUCAGAUAUCUUUACCAGUAUGGUAGCCCUCAGUACUUUUAGAUUGGUGCUAGUGGAUUGUUAAGAAGUCCAUCAGCUCAGCACUUCAGCUUCAGGGGACUUCUGCAACAAAACACACGGUCAAUCCUGUUUUAUGCUCAAGGGCACCUUGAAGUGUUUGUCAAAAAGAGCCAUUGGAAAAGAGUAUGACAGCAUCACAGAUACCAGUCUUUCUUGCAAGGUUCUUUGGCACAUAUCUACUGUAUCAGUCUUUGAAGGCCAAAUCUUACAUAUAUGCAAUCCUGAACUCUACAGCCCGAGCAGGUGAAACUUAUGAUAUGCCUUAAGACAAAGACAUCAAUGUCACCUCAACUUAAGCAGAAUAUACUGGUGCUUUUAUCAAUAACAUCCUAAGACAGCCGCAUCCUAAGCUGUUUCUUCAGCUUUCUAUAUUAUAUAUUACAGUUCAUCAUGGUUACGUUUCACAGCAAAAAAAAAAAGAAAAAGUCUGAACACUCCAAGCAGAAUUUUCAAAAUAUAUUUUUACUUUUUCCCAUCUUCUUCAUAGUUUAUCAGUUAAAUCUGCUGUCAUACUCUUUUGCAUAAAACAGAACUUAUUUAUCAGUGAUGUAAGUUCAUCACUUUGUCGCUGCACACUUAAUUUUGUUUUAGUCGCUACUUAAGUAGUGCCACCAAUGUCGCCAUAUGUAUCAGGUAUUAGAUACUUACUACACAGGGAUGAUAUAACUUAACAAACAACCUCUAAUGAAGACAUAACGAGUAAAUGUUAUUUAAAUCCAAUUCAAGAUUGUUUCUCUAGAACAUUUAUGUAGGAAAAGGCACAUCUCUUUCAAGUCUUUCCCCAAACAUUCAGACUAGUUACUGUGUAUAUUCUGUAAAUACAGUCAGAUUGCAUUGCAGUUACUUUAUCUACAUUAGUUGGUGCAAAUAUCGAAUAUACUGAACCAAAUACUGUACUUUAAUCAUGCAUAUUGACUGUCAAGUUAGGGUUUUAAGUUCAACUAUGAAUGUAUAGAAAAUACCUAUACAGCAGCCGUAUAACAGUCAUGUAGGAGGUGCUUUUAAAGUAAGCCUUAUCAAAGUUCUACUGCUAAACACUUUUAUUAAUGGCUGAGCAGGGUGGCUUUAGAGCUGCCUGUUUCCGUUUCAUUUUUUACACGCUUCACAAACAAAAAGAACAUUUUCUCCCCACUCAUGUUUAAUUUCAUUUAGGUACGGUACUCAUGGUGCUCCUUAAAAAUGUCCCAAACUGUUUUAGUGUUGGAUAAAAGCUGUGUAGAUGUUCUGGGUAGGUUAGCAAAAAGUUGUCUGUAAUUUCUGUCAACCGCAAAAGAAAUAUGAAAUAUAUUUGGAAGAAAAUGUGUGACAGUUCAUAGGAGAUGUUAUUAAAGACAUUCUGUAGUGGCUGAAGUCAUGUGAGAUCUUAUACGGUAUAUACCCGAGUUGAUGUCCUGCAGUAUUUAUGUUUGAGAGGAUUUUGGGCACAUGAUGCAGAAUCAAGUAGUAGAGAAUGCUUAUUCCAAGGCAAGAGUUAAAAAGAUUUAAAAUGCUUUAUGAAGAAUUUGGUGUAGAUGUGUGUAAACACGCCCCCUAUGGAGUAAAUGACAGAUUGUUGUGCAAGUGGUGUUGAAAUAAUUCUUUAUCCCCAACAUUUUGGUGCUCAGACUAAACUUCACCUGAAGUAAAACCUGUAAAUGAAUGUUGGACCACUUAAAGACAGCUCAAUAAGAAAGUCUAAAAACUUAUGUCUGAGAUGCUUCAUGCUUAUUUGCUUUAUUGCACUGUUUGUAUAAGGCUGGUUUUAAAUUUUCAAGCUAAUCUGCAGCUCUUACUGGUCACAAGCAAACUAAAAAAUGAAUGAAGAAAAGACAUCGAAGAGCAAAAACGAUGUCAAGUGUCUGGGACUCUUACCCUGACAUCAUGCUGACUUUGAUUACUGUAAAUAUGUGAGGUAUCAGACUGUGUUACAAGCCCCUCUCUGAUCUGUUUUGCAGGUUAACUAAAGCCAUCAACUCCAGCUUCUCAUUCACUGGUUAUUGUGCCUGUUGUUCUGUGGUAGCUGUGAUUUGUGUUUGCUUACUAGUGUACUGGGACUAUGCAGCAACUUCUACUGGUGUUGGCAAUCAGCAAUGAUGAAAUUCACAAACAAACGCUGUGUUUUCAUAUGGUCGGGCUUUGAGUUCUUAAUUCGGACCAAACUGCACCACAUGAUAAGUGUCAGCUGAAGAUACAGAGCCUUAAAGAGAAGAGGAUUUGUUUGGUGAUACAUUGAAGACAGGGUUCAUAAGUUUAGCUGAUGUUUUGUCCUUAUGAAUGGCAACUAAAGUAAUGCAGCUGGACUUGUAAAUCGUCAAAUGACAAUAAAAAACGAAAUAAAAAGCAAUUCAGUUCCAGUUUAUCAAAUCACAACAGUCCCCUCAAGGGAGGUUAAAAAAUCAAAAGAUGAGGUGGAAAUAGUUCGCAGUUAGUCUGCAUUAAAACAAGUAAAAAAAACAAUCUGACAUCUUAGGCCAAUACAUGUUGCUGAAUAGUCAUAUUUUCGCAAAGCUUGUUGUGGACUAAGAUUAAGAAAACAAUGUUACGAUGUAUGCAUUGUCACUAAUGUGCAAAUGUCAAGGGUUUCUAAGUGUUGUAAAUGCAUGUAAACUUGCUGUGUGAUGAAAAAAUGUUAACAUUAAUGCAUUGUUUAGGAAAAUCAUUGAUAAUAGAUGAUAAUGUUUUCUUUUUUUAAUACUCAGAUAUUUGAUAUUUCUUUUUUUUUUCUAAAGAAUCCUUUGUAAAAGUUAAUUUCUCUAUUUUGUACAGGGCAUCAUUGUAAAGUCUGUAAAUAUGUCAGCAUUCUGGAUGCGGCAACAAUCACUGAGGAGGAAAAACUAAAUCUGUGAGAGAAAGAUAUAUUUCUUCAAAGUUGGGUCCAAUACAUGGAUAAGGCAUGCUUCUGAAGGCUUUCAUCCACUUAUCACUGUUUGUUGAAAUUAAUAAAAUACAUGUUAUAUUUA